CAUGCUUGUGCAAUGUUACAGGGAGGCUGCUUGUUCAGAGAGGAGGAGAGGAGUGUUACUGUAGUCUCUGUUGCAGAAUGAGGAAACCACCUCAGGUGAAGAAGGAGUCCUUUUACUUUGGAGCGACACAAGAAGACGUCAAGAACAACCUGGAUUAAAAUGUUUUGGAAGUGGCUUCAGUUAUGAGUAAUUGUCAAGAUCUGAGAGACCCUGAUCCUCUCCAUGGAGUUAUUGUUUCAAAGUAUCUUCUCACCGUGUGGAAGCACAUCCGACCCAGAGCCCAGCGGUGAUGCUGGCCAUGCAGCGCUACAACUCCUCGGUCAUCACCGCCACCGUUCCCUUCUGUAACCACACCCCCACGGUGCAGGAGCCCGAGGUGGAGGCCGUAGUGGCACGCAAUGCCACCCGGCCGCCCAACGAUCCCACAGCGGCCGGCCUCACCAUGACUCUGGGCAUCCUGUUCAACGUGGUGGCCCUCGUCAUUCUCGCCAAGGCUUACAACCGCUUCCGGCGUCGGUCGAAGGCCACGUUCCUGCUCUUUGCCAGCUCCCUGGUGGCCACAGAUCUGGCUGGACAUGUCAUCCCUGGAGCUCUCGUACUCAGGAGGUACGUCUCCAGCUUUCGAGGCGAUCCCACCAAUCCGGAUGCGUCUUGUCUGUUCAUGGGAGGCUGCAUGGUGUUCUUCGGCCUGUGCCCUCUCUUCCUGGGCUGCGCCAUGGCGGCCGAGCGCUGCCUGGGCGUCACCAGGCCUUUGCUGCACGCUCGUCUGGUGACCACAGCACGGACAAAGAUGGCGCUGGCCCUGAUCUGGCUGCUGGCUCUAUGCGUGGCCCUUCUGCCCUUCUUCAGCCUGGGUGCGUACACGUACCAGUACCCCUGGACGUGGUGCUUUAUCCGGGUGAUGGAGGACACCGGAGCGACCGAUCUGGCCUUCGUGAUGCUGUUCUCCGGGCUGGCUCUGAGCUCGCUGGCGUCGGCAUUUGUGUGCAACACCAUCAGCGGGAUCACGCUGGUGAGAGCCCGGCUGAAGACGAGAUCCUGCUCCCAGCGCCGCUCGGCCAGGUCCCACGACACCGAGAUGGUGGUGCAGCUGGUCGGCAUCAUGGUCACCUCGUGCAUCUGCUGGAGCCCUCUGCUGGUCUUUGGACUGAUGUCAGCCACGCGGUCCUACAGUGGCUUCCUGGGCAAUGACAGAGACACUUAUAGGAGGCUGAUGAUGAUGGGCGUCAGGAUGGCCACCUGCAACCAGAUCCUGGACCCGUGGGUCUACAUCCUGCUGAGACGCGCCGUCCUCAGGAAAAUCUACCGCAUCACCAAAAGACAGGCCAGCUUCAAAGGGAGCACCUUCCGCUCCGUUCGCUGGGAUGUCAGCUCCUUUCAGAACUCAGAGAAAAACAGUGUUAAGAAGAUUUAAACAGAAGAAAAGGGGACAUGUCACCUAACACUUUUUAAGGGAUGCUGCUCUGUUUCUUGCCAGGGGAGCGUGCCUAUGUUCCCACAGCCCUAUGUUCCCACAGCCCUAUGUUCCCACAGCCCUAUGUUCCC
Perca fluviatilis (European perch) is the source of this 1545-nucleotide messenger RNA. RefSeq names its product prostaglandin E2 receptor EP1 subtype-like. Gene Ontology annotation, molecular function: prostaglandin E receptor activity; thromboxane receptor activity. Bases 290 to 1414 code for a protein of 374 amino acids. Gene Ontology annotation, cellular component: plasma membrane. The record is from RefSeq and is a predicted model, not a curated record. Gene Ontology annotation, biological process: inflammatory response; positive regulation of cytosolic calcium ion concentration; adenylate cyclase-activating G protein-coupled receptor signaling pathway. The transcript has 3 exons. NCBI's taxonomy places the organism in Eukaryota, Metazoa, Chordata, Actinopteri, Perciformes, Percidae.